AUGUCAGCACGGAUUAUUCGGGGUCGUAGAACGGUGUGCCGUAGACUUUUUCCAACAAACCCACAGUCACAAUUUCAGGGCAAUCCUCAUUCAACCUUGAAUGAGUUACGCUACAGCGGAUCUACACGUAAUAAAGAGCAGUCAGCUCUGCUUCUAGCCAGCCUGAUUGCGGCUUCACCACGUUUCUUUAUGCCAUAUGCCAAACCGUUGCUUCACUUACUGCUUGCUCGCCUUCGCUCUGCUUUGCCGCCGGGGCUUAGGGCCAGUUUGAUCAUGGCUAGUCUGAUAAGACUCCGUUCGGAAGGAAGUCGAAACAUGUCCCAAUCAUCUGCCGAUCAAGCCAUUCAAUUUAGGGCAAAUGCCUUGAAUGCCGCCCUUCUCGCCGCCCAAGCGACUUCUAACUGUGCACAGGCUGCGGCUCAAACUAUCGCUACUGCCGCUACCCAUCUAGCCAGUGGAGCUGAUGGCAUCCCCUUCCUUAGCUCUUGGGGUCUGCCAAUCGUUCCGACUGGCAUUGGACCUCGGCUGGGCCUAGGUCAAGCUGCUGGAGCAACUUCCGGAGUCUCAGGAGGACCUGGAAUCGGUACUGAAUUGGGCCUCUCACGAUUAGGUGCUGCAAGCCAAGGCUAUGCGGCUGUACCACGAAUACUAACUAUUCCGAGUUCAACCGGAACCCCACCUCAGCACGGUUAG
Molecule: messenger RNA, 693 nt
Organism: Protopolystoma xenopodis
Lineage: Eukaryota; Metazoa; Platyhelminthes; Monogenea; Polystomatidea; Polystomatidae
Source: the annotation of a GenBank genome assembly